Messenger RNA from Pungitius pungitius (ninespine stickleback), 2258 nucleotides. RefSeq names its product prolyl 4-hydroxylase, alpha polypeptide III (gene p4ha3). Gene Ontology annotation, biological process: peptidyl-proline hydroxylation to 4-hydroxy-L-proline. The transcript has 13 exons. The record is from RefSeq and is a predicted model, not a curated record. The coding region runs from base 84 to 1715 and encodes 543 amino acids. Gene Ontology annotation, molecular function: procollagen-proline 4-dioxygenase activity; protein binding; L-ascorbic acid binding. Gene Ontology annotation, cellular component: endoplasmic reticulum. NCBI's taxonomy places the organism in Eukaryota, Metazoa, Chordata, Actinopteri, Perciformes, Gasterosteidae.
GAGAGAGAGGAGCUCAACACAGAAGCUGCUGCUGCUGCAACAGGGGGGUGUGGGGGCGACGUGUAUUAUCUGCGCUGCACGUGAUGUUUCCCACGGGCGCGCUCCUCACUUGGAGUCUCCUGACUGUCGCCGUGAUCCCCGCGUCUUUGGGGGAAAUGUACACGUCGCUGCUGAACGUGAAGCAGGCGAUCAGCGUCGAACGGAAGCUGAUCGAUUACUUGAGGACGUACAUUGACCACGAGUCGCAGCGACUGGAUGACAUCAAGCGUUUUUACGCCAAGGUUUCAGACCUGCACACUGAAGUUUAUAGAGGCCCAGCGACUGCGAUGGCAAACCCCCUGGUGGCAUUCACCCUGAUCAAGAGGAUGCAUUCAGAGUGGCUGAAUGUAGUGUACAGCAACGAAGCCCAGGAGAACGCACAAGCACUCAGGUCCGGUUACGAGGAGGAGGAGGGCGAUCUGCCCAAACUGGAAGACCUCCAGGGAGCCGCCAAGGGGCUGAUGAGGCUGCAGGAUGUGUAUGCCCUCCAGGUUGCGAGUCUCGCAAGAGGUCGUUUCCAGAGAGUCACUAAUGGCAACUUUAUCGAUGUCUACCUGCCGGCAGUCUCGGUCCCACUGUCUGGUGAUGACUGCUUUCUGGUUGGAAAGGUGGCGUACGAGCAGGAGGACUACUACCACUCAGUGCAGUGGUUGGAGGAGUCGGUGCGUCUCUUCAGGGGAACAGGAGGCGGAUGGAGCCCAGAGAAUGAAGGGACUUUGGAGGACGCUCUGGAUCACCUGGCCUUCUCUCAUUUUAAAACAGGAAACGUCUCCCACGCUCUCAGUUUAUCUCAGGAACUACUGCAUUAUGAUCCGUUGAAUGGAAGGGUUUUGCAGAAUGUUGAGAAAUACGAGAAAUUGCUGGUUUCAAGUCCACCCGAAUCAAUCAGAGAUGAGCUGACGAGACCGACCUCCACUCAUUUGAGGACCAGAGACACGUAUGAGAUGCUCUGCCGGACACAAGGCUCUCAGCAGCCGCUGCAGUUUGAAAACCCAAGACUCUUCUGUGAUUACUUCACCAACGGGAAUCCUCAGCUGCUACUUCUGCCCGCAAGACGGGAAGUGCUGAGCCUGCAGCCGUAUGUGGUUCUGUACCACAACUUCAUCACUGACAAAGAGGCAGAGGACAUCAAGAGGACCUCCCAUCCCGGAUUGAAACGAUCUGUGGUGGCAGCUGGAGAGAAACAAGCAACCGCAGAGUAUCGCAUCAGCAAGAGCGCAUGGCUGAAGGGCUCAUCCCACUCCACUGUUGGGAAGCUAGACAACAAGAUCUCCAUGCUCACAGGUUUGAAUGUGAAGCAUCCAUAUGGCGAGCACCUCCAAGUGGUGAAUUAUGGGAUCGGGGGCCAUUAUGAGCCUCACUUUGAUCAUGCUACAUCGCCUUCAAGUCCCGUCUUCAAGCUCAAAACUGGGAAUCGAGUGGCAACCUUUAUGAUAUAUCUCAGCUCUGUCGAAGCAGGUGGGUCCACAGCCUUCAUCUACGCCAACUUCAGCGUCCCCGUUGUGGAGAAUGCUGCCAUUUUCUGGUGGAAUCUCCAUAGAAACGGUCAAGGAGAUGCAGACACGCUGCAUGCCGGCUGUCCUGUGCUCAUUGGGGACAAAUGGGUGGCAAACAAAUGGAUCCACGAGCACGGCCAAGAGUUCCAACACGGCUGCAGCCUGAAUCCUGAAGAGUGAGAGCUGGAGUGAUUGUUGGGCCCCUGGGAGUGAAAGAACCAUCCUCUACAAUUAAGAGGUGCGCUUGAAGGCAGAGGGGAGGCGAGAGUGAGCACACAGGGACGGAAGGUGAACGCCGUCGUGGGACAGCCUGCAUCUGUUAUUGGAAGCCGGGGCCCAGGCAUCCUGGAGCGCACAGUGCUGCCGUCCACUUGGACAGCAAAAGACUGAGAGGCGGGGUAGAAGAGGCCUGGGGCAGUUUCCAAUCCGCCGCCAGAAGCCAAAUGCUCUCUUGCUCCUACUGGCCAGUUCUUGGAGCAAAGCUUACGCACACUAUGCUGGUUUCAGUUAACUGUGUUUGGCAAGGCUGUUUGCUUAAAAACUGAUCCGUAAUUACAAAUCAGCUGUACUCCACUACACAGCUAUUUUGAAUGUGUAAAUGCAGAUGUGCCUAAAUGAAAGGGAGAUGUGUAUAGAAUGAAACACAAGGCGUUGUUCAUUUUCUACCUUAUGCAAUGGAAAUCUAUCAAGAAUAAAGUAGUGUUUUAAUAUUCAAGUUGUUUA